AUGGCGGCCGUGCCGGAGCGGCCGCGGCUGUGGCAGGAGGCGGCGGCGCUGGCGGGCGCGGUGCGCGGCGCGCUGGGGCCGCGGGGCGGGCGGGCGCUGCUGCUGCGGCCCACGGGGGAGGCGGUGCCGACGCGGGACGGGCGGCGGCUGCUGGAGGCGCUGAGCGUGGAGCCGCCCGCGGCCAGGGUGAUGGCGGCCCGCGCCUGCGGCUUCCGCGCCGCGACGGGGGACGGCGCAAAGAGCUUCGUGGUGCUGCUGGCGGCCGUGCUGGGUGGGCUGCGGGCGGCGGGCGGCGGCGCCGGGCUGCGGCGGGCGCUGCGGGACUUUGAGGCCCAAGUGCUGGAGCGAGCGGCGGCGAGGGGGCUCCGGCGGCACCUGCGGCCGGCGCCGCCCGGGUUGCUGGAGCCGCUGCUGGAGCCGUACCUUGCCGGCCGGCUGGGCCCCGGCGAGCGGCGGUGCCUGGCGCGGCUCUGCGCCGAGCUGUGCCGCCGCUGCGCCCCGGCCGCCGCCGCUCGCCCGCAGGCUCUGCGGCUCCUCGGCCGGCGGUUCGCGGAGCUGCACGCCACCGUGCCCGGCCUGCCCCUGGCGAGCUCCAGGGUCCUGCCCGGCAUCGUCCUCCGCAGGGACUUCGCUGCCUACUGCCCGACGGACGGGGAGCUGCGGGCCUUGCUCGUCACCGAGCCCCUGCGGCCCGCCCUGACGGCCCCCGGUGUCGAGUUUGUUGUAGACUCGGAAGGUCAGUAUCAGGCUUCCCUGCGCUGGAUCACUAAGAGGACAGAAGACUUGAUGAAACACUUGCAGAGUAACAACGUUAAGCUGUUACUGUCGAGUGCGAAACAAGAAGACGUAGUUAUCUACUUUGCCAAAUUAUACGGUGUGUCUGUGGUGGAGUGCUUAUCGUCAGAAGAAAUGGCGCUUAUCAGUGAAAUCACCGGUGUCUCCCCUUACGCGCCUUUUGGUGAUAACAUGGACAGAGAAAUAACCGAAACUGCAGUGGUGACGUUUUGCCAGCCCUUGCUGCUCGUCUCCAAGAGAUGCGUCCACAUUGGCUUCAGCAGUGUGUGUGCCUUCCAGCCCCAUUGCCUGAUCCUUUGUGGGCCGGUCGAUGGCGUUAAUGAGCAGCAUGCUGCUGCUUUACAAGAGGCGUUCACGAUGCUGCAGCAGCUGUUUAAAACAGUUGAUCAGAGGGAGGAAUGGAAAGCGGAAGGUGAAAGGCAGAGCGAAGCCUCAGAUGUUUGCAUUUGGCAUUAUUCUUCAGCUACUCAGAAACAGCUGAUAAUAGAAAGUACUGGUAAUAGUAACCAGGUUUCUGAAUGUCAGCUGAAAGCGCUUAGUGAUGAAAGAGAGAGAAAAAUUUUAGGCCCUGAUAAAAGUGAUCUGCUUGUCCGCAAUCAAAAGAGCCACAGCACUCCUGUGUCAGUGGCGCAUAACACUGAUCCAGUCAGUGCCUGUGAGUGCCUGCAUGUUGGCAAAGGUCUAGAGAAAACAUGUUGCCAUAUAGUUCCAUUUAAACAGAAGGAGAGUUGUGUGGGUAUUGCACAAGGUUACUCCAACUGCCUCAUAGAAGCAGGAUCAGUUUUACCAGUAGGAGGUUACUUUGAAAUCCUAUUACAUUAUUACAUUCAGGACUGUGCAAAACAGUGUCAGCAGUCAGAGGUAACCACUGUAUCUAACAUGGUUGCUGAUGCUUUGCUAAGUAUUCCCAAGGCCUUGUACCAGACCGUAGAACGAGAUGGGUUUACCUCAUUCUAUCUUGAAGCCAUUAAUUUACUUAGAAAAAAUCAGCCACUGCCUGUAAAUGAUGAAGGCUUAGAGUCAGUGUAUUGCAAAUACCAAUUAGUCAUUUCAGUUCUUCAUUGUGUUACAGAGCUUCUCUCCAUAGACUUAGUAAUUGAUAUUAGGAGGCCACUCCAGAAAAUUGAGGAUCAUGACUCAGAAGAUGACUCUUGAAAUCGUUAAUAAAGAAUGAUUUUGAUUA
Messenger RNA from Hirundo rustica (Barn swallow), 1978 nucleotides. RefSeq names its product Bardet-Biedl syndrome 10 (gene BBS10). Gene Ontology annotation, molecular function: ATP binding; ATP-dependent protein folding chaperone. Gene Ontology annotation, biological process: chaperone-mediated protein complex assembly. Lineage: Eukaryota; Metazoa; Chordata; Aves; Passeriformes; Hirundinidae. The transcript is spliced from 2 exons. Bases 1 to 1950 code for a protein of 649 amino acids. The record is from RefSeq and is a predicted model, not a curated record.